CAUUUCUAAUACACAGCUAAUGAAUUCCCUCUUUCACUGGCUACUGACACUAAAGAACCGCCAUGAGUAUCCACAAAGCUGAAAGGGAAGGCGUUUGCAAACUCCAACCUAUUCGUCGUUCAACAGUGGCGCCCUAUGUUCACCCCCGAGUUCGUAAGCUCAAAGACAUUUCCCCUGUCACUCCUCACUUUCUGACCAGGGUUUCAUACAACACUCUUCUCGACUACAAGCUCAGAAUUCCCAAGGAAUUUACGAAGAAGUAUGGAAAAACUUUGUCGAAUCCAGUAGGUAUUAAGGUACCGAAUGGUACAAAAUGGAAAAUAUGGUUAACAAAAUAUGAUGGUGAUGUUUGGUCUGCCAAAGGCUGGCUGGAAUUUGCUCACUACUUCUCCUUAGAGAAUGGACAGACGUUGAUCUUUAGUUAUAAAGGGUGUUCUCAAUUUGAUGUGGUCAUAAUUGGUACUAAUGGAUUGGAGAUAGAUUACCCUCUCAUUAUUUCAAAUUUUAAUUCAACCCCUAUUAAGGAGACCGACAUCGAUGAUGCCUCUUCCUGUGUUAAAGCAAACGAGAAAUCGCCGCCACCAUUUCCUUGCGCUCAGAAAAGAAUGAAAAAAAACCUUAGAGCUGCUCCUACUCAAUGUGGUAGUCGUGAAAUAAAUCCAGAGAAUCCAAUGAACAGAGGAAAUCAGCCGCAUAGUUGUGAGUCAAAAGAAAUAGAAGUUGAGAGUCACAGGGCAAAACCUCAAGUUCGUGCAGUGCCGAAGCAGCGCCCCCUGAAUAAAGCUGAAAAGGACAAAGCUCUAUCUAGGACUAAAGAUUUCACUUCUCAAUAUCCACAUUUCAAGGUUGUCAUGCAAAGAGGGCAUCUUCAUAAUCGUUAUGAAUUUGUUUUUCCAAUAGAUUUUUGGUUUCAACAUCUCUAUAAAGUUGAUGGUGCUGCUACUCUUUAUGUUUCGGAUGGGAGGACUUGGACUGUAGAGCUUUAUGUCCGACUGAUUGGCUUAAGUGACAGAAAAAUUUAUUUCCUAAGAACAGGUUGGAGGGAAUUUGUUGAGGACAAUGAUCCAAAAAUCGGGGAUGUUUGUAUAUUUGAGCUCACUAAUAAAAACGAAAAAGAAAUCUCUUUCAAAGUUGCCAUUGACCGAGGUGGAGAUUAUCAAAACAGCCAACCAUCCCAAGCUGACAAGAAUACAGCUAAUCAAGACCAGCGGGAGAAAAGUCCGAGUGCAAUAUCUAAAACAGCAAGUUCGUCAUACAAGGAUGAAACCUGCAAUAUGCAGUCCCCGGUGGACCAUAUUGCAGAGGAAGGAGCGGCAUUGCUAAGGGGAAACCGAUGUUAGAGAAUAUGAUUUUAGCAAAAAAAAAAAAAAA
Morus notabilis is the source of this 1371-nucleotide messenger RNA. Its product is annotated as B3 domain-containing transcription factor VRN1. Bases 63 to 1340 code for a protein of 425 amino acids. NCBI's taxonomy places the organism in Eukaryota, Viridiplantae, Streptophyta, Magnoliopsida, Rosales, Moraceae. The record is from RefSeq and is a predicted model, not a curated record. The transcript has 5 exons. Gene Ontology annotation, molecular function: DNA binding.